This is a messenger RNA of Carya illinoinensis, 3016 nucleotides long. Its product is annotated as probable inactive receptor kinase At5g58300. The record is from RefSeq and is a predicted model, not a curated record. The transcript is spliced from 4 exons. Bases 719 to 2740 code for a protein of 673 amino acids. Gene Ontology annotation, biological process: protein phosphorylation. Lineage: Eukaryota; Viridiplantae; Streptophyta; Magnoliopsida; Fagales; Juglandaceae. Gene Ontology annotation, molecular function: protein kinase activity; ATP binding; protein binding.
GUCCGAAGGACGAAAUGAGAACGUCGUAAACGCAACAGCCUGCUGUUUUGUCCAUCUGCGUUAAGCUCAAGCUCCAUCAUAGGAUUAAGUGCCUUUCUUGUUGCUCUCAACUCUGCAGCCUGCCAGGAUCCCUCCCUCCUUCUCUCUUUCUCUCUCUAUCCUCCUUUAUUCGUCUUUACUCUUCGUCAUCUCUUUACCUUUUCCUCCUUUUAUGCAUAUAUCUCCUCUCUCUCCGACAAAAAAGUCCUCGGAAUAUUUACUUUGAAAAAGAGUUUUUUCUUCCUUUCGAAACCGUUGCUGCAGAAAUUCAGAAUGCUUUCGCGGGUAUCGGACCAAAUCCUGAACUUCCAUGAGCUGUUUGAGUUACUUUUGUGUGUAGCCGAGCUAACCCAUAUGAGUGUUCCUGGUAAUUGGAUCUGAUAGCUGAGACUGACGCUGAAGCUGAAACUGAAACACCGAUCGAUUCUUGCGCAAAUGCCGCCAUCAGUGUUGGGUCUCUUUGGACCUCGAACAGCAGCUUCUGAGCUCUGCAAAUCUCGAAACCUUUAUGGGAUGAAAAGCUAGUCAAAUUCUCUGCUUCUACGCCAUGUUUUCAGAGAAAUGAAGAAAUGGAUUGCUAUUGUAUUAAAAUUUCCCACAUUUCCUUGUGGGAAAUUUGAGAAGAUUCCGAACUGAUAAUUUUUCUAGUAGGAUUGUUCCAAGCUCCUGGAGCUCUUCAAUGAUCGUACGUACCUCGUGUAAGUGCCCAUUGUUCAAAGGAAAUCAUCAAGGUCUGCCGAAGUUACAUAUUUGUACUGGUCAUCCCUUUCAGCAAUCCUUCGCCAAAAAAUUGCCUAUGAGGAUGUGCUGUACUUCAGCACUUACUUAUCUUUUCAUACUAAUCACUCUUCUACCCCCCGCCAUUGCUGACCUGAACUCAGAUAAGCAAGCACUUCUUGACUUUGCUGCUGCUGUUCCCCACCGACGCAACCUCAGCUGGAACCCUACCAGCUCUGUCUGCAAAUCUUGGUUUGGUGUCACUUGCACGCCAGAUGGAACCCGUAUUCGUGCCCUCCGGCUUCCUGGGGUUGGACUUGUGGGCCAUAUCCCACCAAAUACCCUUGGUAAGCUUGAUGCUCUCAAGAUUCUGAGUCUUCGAUCUAACCUUCUCACCGGUAAUCUGUCCUCUGAGAUUACCUCCCUCCCUUCACUGCAGUACCUCUACCUGCAACAUAAUAAUUUCUCAGAUGACAUUCCUACCUCCUUUUCCCUUCAACUCAACGUACUGGAUCUGUCAUUUAAUUCCUUUUCUGGAAGCAUUCCACAAGCAAUACAAAAUUUAACGCAACUUACUAGUUUGAACCUCCAAAACAAUAGCCUUUCUGGAUCCAUACCCGAACUUGAUCUACCUAAACUCAAGCAUUUGAACAUAAGCUUCAACCACCUUAAUGGCUCUGUUCCAUCUUCCCUUCAAAAAUUUCCAAAUUCAUCCUUCUUAGGAAACUCUCACUUAUGCGGACUACCUCUAAUAGCCUGCUCCAUCUUCCCAGCACCUUCUCCAGCUCCUACUUUGUCUUCAACAAUGGUUCAUUCAAAUCAAAGUUCUAAAAAGAAACUGUCAAUGGGAGCCAUAAUUGCAAUUGCAGUCGGAGGAUUUGCGUUGCUGUUUCUGUCAGCUCUAGUUAUUGUUCUCUGCUGUCUGAAGAAAAAAGGUAGUGAAAGUAAUGGUGUAUCGAAAGGGAAAGUUUCAAGUAGCGGGAGGAGUGAGAAGCCCAAAGAAGACUUUGGAAGUGGGGUACAGGAACCUGAAAAAAACAAGCUUGUUUUCUUUGAAGGUUGUUCUUAUAAUUUUGAUCUUGAAGAUCUAUUGAGGGCUUCGGCUGAAGUGCUGGGAAAAGGUAGUUACGGCACAGCAUAUAAGGCUGUUUUGGAGGAGGCAACAACGGUAGUGGUAAAAAGGUUGAAGGAAGUGGUGGUCGGGAAGAGGGAGUUUGAACAGCAACUGGAAAUUGUGGGUAGGGUUGGACAGCACCCAAAUAUUCUGCCACUCCGAGCUUAUUACUACUCGAAAGAUGAGAAGCUCCUUGUCUAUGACCAUGUCCCUGGUGGCAGCUUAUAUACACUAUUGCAUGGAAACAGGGACGCUGGACGAACUCCAUUGGACUGGAAUGCCAGAGUGAAGAUCUCCCUAGGAAUUGCAAGGGGAAUUGCCCACCUCCAUUCUGCAGGUGGUCCGAAGUUCUCUCAUGGAAACAUCAAGUCCACAAAUGUCCUCCUCAACCAAGAUUUCGAAGGACGCAUUUCCGACUACGGUUUAACCCCUCUUAUGAAUGUUCCCGCCACUCCUUCCCGCGGUACCGGCUAUCGUGCUCCAGAGGUGAUCGAAUCCCGAAAGCACACCCACAAAUCAGACGUGUACGGCGUCGGUGUUCUCCUCCUUGAGAUGCUGACCGGAAAAGCUCCACUCCAAUCGCCAGGGCGUGACGACUUGGUUGAUCUUCCGAGGUGGGUCCAGUCUGUUGUUAGGGAAGAAUGGACAGCGGAGGUCUUUGACGUCGAGUUGAUGAGGUUUCAAAACAUCGAAGAAGAAAUGGUGCAGAUGUUGCAGAUUGCCAUGGCCUGUGUGGCAAGGUUGCCCGACUUGCGACCCAGCAUGGAUGAAGUUGUUAGAAUGAUUGAAGAAAUCCGGCUAUCGGACUCGGAGAACCGGCCAUCUUCUGAAGAGAACAAAUCCAAGGGCUCAAAUGGGCCGACUCCAUGAUUGCCUAAACCUUGGCCCAGUUUGCUUGCAGGAAGCAGCAACGUUGGACAUUUUCAUUUGGACGAAGUGAGGAUUUCCCAAGUAGAAUAAAUACCUCCUCGGCCUCCAUGUUUGACUCUCGGUAGUCGGUAGCGCGUGAACGUUUCCAUUUGUGCUAUUUUUAUUUUUAUUUUUUUAAUUUUUUUGGGGUAAAUCAGUACCUGGAUUAUUACGUAAUUCGAGAUUUUAAUUUUUAAUUUUUAAAAAAUAUUUAAAUUUUAGAAAAUUUGUAAUUCA